UUUCGGAAGGACAGGAAUAUUGUUCUCCUUCAAAACGAAUAAAACUUGACCACGUUCAACAGCUAUCGAAUUACACCACUGAUAUUGACUUAGGGAGGUAUUCUGCCUCUACGAAAGAUAUAUGCAGUUCAAUCUCAGAAUUUAUUGACAGAAGUACGACGAUGACUUGUGAUUUGAGCAACGUUAGUUGCAAUUUCUAAGAUGGAGUAUAGCGACAGCAAUGGCGUCUAGUACUACUAUUUCACGGGAAAAUGCUAUUGACGUUAGAAAGCACUUGUCAUACAUGAUGUAUGGACGAUGUUGCCGUUAAUACCGAGAGAAAAAAUUUAUUUUUUUCGUUUGAAGCAAGUAUAUAUGACACUCCAUAGUCAAUAUCAGAUUAAUAUUACCUGACUCGGCAAAGGUUUUUCGCCUUCCGGAAACAUAAUCAGUAGUAUGCUUCGCCAAAAUUAGCCCGAAUAUGUUGUAAUUUAUCCAAUUUCAACCCAUACAAUACACUUUAUGCCCUUAAAAUAUCUAGAGAAAACUGGAUUGAAUGUGCUGAGAUUUCGAGAGAGAUAGAUGGUUGCGCAGUAUUGUGGGAUACUUGUAACUGUACGUCAAACAGACUUUCCAGUUUCCAGUUGUGCGCUUAGUUCAGAGAAUAGCAAAAGUCAUGUUGAUGAUGAUGAAGACGAGGAUGAUGAUCUUUUAAAUGUCAAUGGUAUCCAGCAGUUGGACUCUUCUUCAGCAACAGAAAUAGAAUGUGAUGUUACUGGAGAGGGCAGGAGGAAGAGACAAUUACGUGGACCAAGUGAUGAAAAUGAAGUAGAAGGAGAAGAGGAAGAUGACUGUGAUGAUGAUAAAGAUGAAAUCUCGUCUACUGUUAGCAAUCUUUCUAACUUGAGUGGUCUUUCUGAUUUAAGUGGACAAGAGUGGAAACCAAUAGCAGGUACGAUGAGCUGGGUUCAGAAGCAGAUGCUUACUGGAGUGAAUCCACGUUGUAUUCUUAACCAGAUAGUAGGUGACGGAGUUCCUGUAUCAGAGCAAAUGGAUGAUUUGAGCCUUUGGAAGAUUAUAGUUAAUUUUCUCAGUGAAAUACCGAGGAGACAAAAAUUACGCCAUAUAAAUACUUUAACAGAUGUUGUUCGCUUGUUGAGGGGUGCCAGGAAAGUCAUUAUUCUUACUGGAGCAGGGGUUUCUGUAUCAUGCGGAAUCCCAGAUUUUAGAAGUCGUGAUGGUAUUUAUGCAAGACUUUCAGUUGACUUUCCUGACCUGCCAGAUCCCCAGGCAAUGUUUGACAUAGCAUAUUUCAGUCAAGACCCUCGCCCCUUUUACAAAUUUGCUCGUGAAAUAUAUCCAGGACAGUUCAAACCUUCUCCAUGUCACAGGUUCAUUAAAAUGCUAGAAAAACACAAUAAACUGCUUCGAAAUUAUUCGCAGAACAUAGAUACUUUGGAGCAGGUAGCUGGUAUUCAUAAUGUCAUAGAAUGUCAUGGAUCCUUUGCCACAGCGUCUUGUACUCGCUGCAAAUAUAAAGUGACAGCUGACGCUAUACGAGAAGAUGUAUUUGCUCAGAGAAUACCACUGUGCCCAAAAUGUUCGACUGACGCAUUGCCAUCUUUGAUCGAUUCUGCUAAUGGAGAACAUUAUAAAAGUUUGGUAUCUCAGGGUAUAAUGAAACCAGAUAUUGUUUUCUUUGGAGAAGGUUUACCGGAGAUAUUCCAUGAAUCAAUGGCUAAAGACAAAGACGAGUGUGACUUGCUAAUUGUCAUUGGAUCAUCCUUGAAAGUGCGGCCUGUAGCACUUAUACCAAGUUCUAUUCCACCACAUGUUCCCCAGAUUCUGAUUAAUCGAGAACCACUACCGAACUUCAACUUUGAUGUUCAGCUGCUAGGGGACAGUGAUGUGAUUAUCAGUCAGAUAUGUUAUAUGCUCGGCGGAGAUUGGCUCGAAGUGUGUAGUACCCCUAAACCUCUUACAGAAGCAAAGCAUCUUCUGACACGUGAGAAGUCUUGGAGGACAAAUUUUGAUGACACGUGGGAAGAGAGGAGCAGUGACCAGUGUCCUACAGAUUACAGCCUCGACAGUGCCAAAGUUCAUCCUUCUGGUCACAGCAGCCAAGACAGACCAAACUCAAAAACUGUCACUCGGGCCACGUCGUCAGUAAGCAGUCUCGCUGUCAAUCCAGCAUCGAGCAGUGACGGUGGCCAGUACGCGGAAACAUCUGAAACUGAUUCUUUGCAUAUGGUUAUAGACAGCAGUUUAGCAGUGACAGCCGAUAGCACAAAAUGUGUGGUCCAUAAGGAACGACAUAUGUCUAUUGACUCUUCGACAAGGGACAGUGGAGUGUGCUUAUCUGUGGACAGUCCUGUAGAUAACCUGGUAGCAGAUUCGUCCAGAGAUGUCAAUGCCCAGGUUCUCGUAACAGACAGUCGUGAGAGAGCUGCUGAAAAUAUAGGCAUUAAUAACAGUUGCGGGCGUAGUUUACAUGCUCCGAGAAUAUGUAACGAGCCUUCACUGUCACCCGUCAGCACAUCACUGAGCAGUAGCCAGAACACAAUUCUUGUCGAUCCUUCAAGAUUCUGUACUGAAGCUGCCGAUUCUUCCUGUGCACAGGUGGAGUGUAGCAGUGGCGGAAGGAGCAGUAGCAUUAGUUGUCGUCACAUGUCAGUCGACUCGACCAGGGACAGUGGCAUAGGGGAUGGUUGCAGCAGCAUUGCAAGUGGUGUUAUGAAUAAGGAAAGACAUAUGUCUUUAGACUCUUGUGAUGAACAUCAGAAAUCGGAAGACAAUUUAGACAUGCUGCGAUCGUGCUGGGAGCCGAAGAUCAGAGAGAGCUUGGCUACGAGGUUACCAGAUAAUUCUUACUAUUUUGUACAUCCAAACCGAUACAUUUUUCCGGGCGCUGAGGUGCUCUACGACCCAGACGACACCCAGCGAUCGUCGUGCAGCAGCAGUGGAAGCAGCACGAGCUCGAGCGAUUCUGAAGGUUGUUUGUCGGAAGAAAGUGACAAUGACGAGGGUGAGGUGGACGACUGGGAGCACCUUUCGGUGUCUAAUGAUAAUCCUACCAAUGGUCGGUGUCCUUGAUGUAAAUUGGGAAGCUGUAGUAAUCAUUAUUGUGGGACAUGGUGCAUUGUUAAUUCUUACUGCAAAAAUUGGUAAUCUGUAGUUAAAGGUGUGGCUAACUUAUACCUGGCAGUUUUAAAUAUGCAAAAUCGCAUACUCCAGAUUCUUUACAUAAACAAACAAUGCUUGCAUGUAAAGAACUGAAAACAAAUUACAAUUCUUUCAUUUGUCUGGAACUGCUAUAUAUUACCAUCAAAUACAGCCUUGGAUUUUGAAAUGUAAGUGUGACCUGUGUUCUAAUAUAUGUGAAUAAUAAUAUAUUGUAAAAAAUUAUUUAUUAUUGUUCAGGGUAGUUACAUGUUACUUGUUAUUUCAGUAUUUUGUAGACACAUAUAUAGCAUAUUGGAGAUAUUUACUAUUUAGAGCAACAACCUGUUAUUGGUAAAAUUAAGUCCCUCUUCUGCCAGGUAUAAUAUUUUUCAUUUAACUCAGAAAAAUUUUGUUCUGCAUAUUAAAGAGUCAUCUUAUAAUACCUACAUAUUACAAGAUCAUCUGAUAAAAUAAUGUGGCUCAUUGAAAAAAGUUCAAAUAUUUUUGUAAAUGGUUGCUGCUAUUAAUGAAUGGCACUGCUUUAAUGGAAAAAAUUAUUUUGAAGAGAGAAUUGUGUAUAAUCAUAUUUUGCAAUGUCGGUCAGGCACUGCUUCACUAUUAAAUCAGCAAAUCUUUUUCAUGACUUAGGUGUGGGUUUUUUCAUCACCUGUAGCAAUUUUUUGUUUUCCAAGAAUAUUGCUUCAGUAUUGAACACUGACAUUGUAGAAGAGAUUUGAAAUUAAUUUAAAGAAAACAUUAUGCAAACUAGCUUGACACUUACUGUAAACUCUAAUUCCUGUUAAGGAAGCAGAUUAUUUGUUGCAAAUUUCCUCUAAUCGAGGAUGGUGGGUAUAUAACAAACCCUUCCUACACAAAGUAAUUAAUUUAUUUAUUUUGACUUUUGCUUGUGGCAACGUGACUGUUACUUAGUUAUAGCAGUUUAAUAGAAAACAAUUAUCCUCUUCAUUGUGGAAACCACAGAAGUUUUAGUUUCCACUGACACACUAACAGUUGAUUUAACAGAAAUUGAGCCACACAGGGAUGAGUACCAGAUCCUGUGUUAGAUGUUAAAAUGUAAAUAAACUUACAGUGUAAUUAUUAGAUGUCUAAAUUGGACAUGUUAUGUGAUAGUACUUUAGGGAUUAAUGAUUCCGUAUUUUUGAAAGCAAAAUAUGUGAAUACAUGUUGAAACAUAAAAUUAAGAGUCUCUCUCUCUCUCUUUGUGUGUGUGUGUGUGUGUGUGUGUGUGUGUGUGUGUGUGUUUUGGGGGAGGGAAGGGGCGUGGAGGGAGAGAGAGAGAGAGGGAGAGAGAGAGAGAGAGAGAGAGAGAGAGAGAGAGAGUAUUCCUGUAUGGGUGUUUUGUAAAUAAAGACAGAUUGUGCUUCAAUACUGUUUGUAAAAAACUGUAAAUGAAAUCACUUUCAUACUAGGUGUAUCAUCCAUGUGUACUUUAAUAAGCUGCUAAUUUUAAUUAAUGAUCUCAUAAAUUUAUAAUUGUAAUUUUAAAAUAUAGGUAUAUUUAAUGCCACAUCCAAUAUUUUAAUGCAGGCUUGAUGAUGAAAAAAGUAGAAUAAUUCAGUGUAUAUAAUUUGCUUUUGAUCCUAUAGGCUUAACAGCUAUGAAAGAUAUAUCGUCAUAUUUUUCUACAAACUGAAAUAAUUUCAGGUAUUAUGUUUGUAUAAAAUUAGCAAUGUAAAUGCAUGACAUGGAAGAAAAGGGAGAAACGAAUGCAGUACGAACUUCAUUAUUUGCAUUUCUUUAUCUGUCAAAUGGCAUAUAAUACUAUACAAGUGUAUUUCUAAAAUCUUUAUGAAGUUUGUUGCACUGUAAAGGAAGAAUCUCUCAUAUAUGACAGCAGGCAUCUGUAUAAAUAAAUUUAAGUAUGCAGGUAUGCUAUGGCCUUAACUGUCAGAUUCACAAUACAACCAUUUAUCUAUUUUAUAUCACUUGUUGUGUAUAUAGUUUUGAUAAUGAUGAUUAUUUAUGUUUUUGUUAGAUACCACAAUGUACAGUGUUAAUGUAAUCUGUGCACAUGUCCAUUUUGCUCAUGUGAAGGCCAUAGAACAUAAAAUUGUUAGACUUCAAUUUUCUUAGCUCUGCUAUUGGGUAUAUUUGUAUGAUUACAAUAGUAUUGUGGUUCCGUUAUACACUGUAACGAAAGUUUCUACCAUCAUUCCAUUGUAUCACUUUUAAAAAAUUGGCUUUUGUGUAACUAUGGUUUUAAUUUUUGUAUGAAUAGAUUGUGACUUGAUGUUGCUAAAGGAUAAAUAGAGGAAGUGUUAAUUUGUGUGAUGUGUGAACUUACUUUCACCUCCUAUUAACAAUGUGAGUGACAAAAUAUUCAAGGAAAGAAACUGUUACCAACUGCUGGCACUUUCUGAUGCAAUUACUGUUGAAUGCAUGUGACAGUUUUAUAAACAUAUUUCUUGUUGAUUAGCAGCUGCUGUUAUAAUUCAUUGUGUUAUACGUCUGCUGUACCUUGUUUGUUCAUCUGUCAUCGAGUAAUUGAUGUGGGUGGAAACAAAUAUGGGAUAUGAUAGUUUCUGAGAGCAAUAAGUAGAGUGGUACGUCAUUUCUUUACAUCUCUAAUGUUGUCUCUUGUCUGUUUUAUAAUGAAAAUGUCUCCUGUCAUUGUAGCAAAAAACUAUUAAUUUAAUAUUGUCUGUUUUGUGUACAUAGAAAGUUUCAUGUAUAUUGACUUUCUUAAAAAUAUGUUUACCUUUUGCAUUCUCUUCCCUACAUUGUUUACCCCUAUGUGUUUAAAAUACACUUUUUUUUUUUUUUUUUACAAACAGCCUGUAGUUUUGUGUAUGAGCUAUGUUUUCCCUUUGUCUUUCCCUUGAAUUGUAUUAGCCAGUACUUUUAUUCUGUAUUCCAAUUUUAGAAAAGGUUACUGCCGUUAAAACAUAAGCCAAAAGUUACACAAGCCUGUGUUUCUAAAAUUUUUGCGGAUGACUUUUAAAAAAUGUGCUAUCAUGUCACAGAUUUUUCACAAAAUAAGAUCUCAUAUUUUAAAAGCUGAAGCAAUUGAUGCACAAAUAUUGAAAUUUCAAUCAAGAUAUAUAUUUUUAUAAUUAUUAGUUUAUCUUUUAGCCAUAUACUUAAAGUAGUACAAAUCUUUAUCUUAGCCACAUUAUGAGUAUUCUGUUAAAUUUAAAUUUCAACUGUUCUCCAUUUUUAAAUUCUUUAGGAAUUUCCAUCUUCACUUUAAAUAUUCAACAAUAGUUGGUCAUCAUAUUUUCAUUCCACCUUCCCUGUCAUUUAUCCUGAAACCAUCUCAGUGGAAGCAUUCUUCUUGCUCUUUAUUAUAAUGUUCCUGAUUUUUAAGGUAAUAAUCAAAAUGGGCGUGUAGGAAGUAAACUUUACACACAUGUUACAACCCAACUUCUUGAAAUAUUCCAGCAUGGUUUUGACAGUUUUCUUAUUAUUGGGAUAUUUUAUACAUCCUAGAAAGUUUUCAGUAACAAACCUGAAGGAAGUCUAUACUUUUUCUCUAACAUUAAUUGUAUUGUCAGAUUUGAGUCUUCAUUAUUUUGCAAAUUUGAGAUAGUGACGGCAGUUACGACUGAAACAACCGGUUCUUGGUUGUAUCAGUUUUCCCCCUCUCUUCAUCCCCAGUUUAAGCUGACUGUAAAAACUGCUCGAAAUAACCAGUCUCUGAAAGAACAUAUUUUUGGUUUCUUAUUCCUAUUAAUUCCAAUAAUAACUGUAUGCAUCAAAGAUUGAAAAAUUGUAAGACUUUUGUAUUAUAUGUUUCCAGAUUCCUAGAAUCAAAAUAUCAAAUAAAACAGGGAAGCAAAAGAAAACAGUACGUAUACUCUGUUGUUUUUCUUCUAAAAGCAAUAAGGGUUGAACUUGACAAAGUCAUCAGUAUUUUGCUAUUGAGUCUAACCUUUAAAACUCAUCACAAAAAUCAUGUUGUAAUAGAGGGUCAUACAACUAUUUAGGCAUUACGAAUAGUCAGUGUUGAAGGUUGAAAACAGAGAUUGGAGAACUCUGUUUUUCGUGUUAUGUUGUUGUUUACAAGAGCUACAAAAGUAGAUAAAGGUGUAGUAUGUAGACACACCCAGCAGAUCAGCUACUGACUAUUUUUAUAAUAAACAAUUAAUGAAUUGUUAAGUUUUUAAUUUCCUCUCUUUUCUAUUAUUUCAUAGAAGUG
Messenger RNA from Schistocerca cancellata (South American locust), 7300 nucleotides. RefSeq names its product NAD-dependent protein deacetylase sirtuin-1 (gene Sirt1). The transcript has 12 exons. The coding region runs from base 562 to 3072 and encodes 836 amino acids. Lineage: Eukaryota; Metazoa; Arthropoda; Insecta; Orthoptera; Acrididae. The record is from RefSeq and is a predicted model, not a curated record. Gene Ontology annotation, molecular function: NAD+ binding.